This is a messenger RNA of Elgaria multicarinata webbii, 2510 nucleotides long. It is a transcript of the gene DCAF17, whose product is annotated as DDB1 and CUL4 associated factor 17. Gene Ontology annotation, cellular component: Cul4-RING E3 ubiquitin ligase complex. The transcript is spliced from 15 exons. The record is from RefSeq and is a predicted model, not a curated record. Lineage: Eukaryota; Metazoa; Chordata; Lepidosauria; Squamata; Anguidae. Gene Ontology annotation, biological process: protein ubiquitination. The coding region runs from base 116 to 1774 and encodes 552 amino acids.
GACCGAUUUUGUAGCCGUCUUCUAUGUGAUGUUGCUCUGGGAGGUUUGGCUUACAUGUUGUUUUCUGCUUCCUGAAUGAGCCAUAAACAAAGUGGAAGUUUGAUGUUUCACCAAAAUGUUUUCCAAUUCAUCUUCCUCAUCUGCAACAGCAAAACUCCCCUCCGCUGAUGCAUUUCAAAUUCACAAUAUCUGCUGUUUACUAACCAGAAGGUCGCAGGGAUUUCACAUGAAAGAUGCUGGUGUUCUUUACAGGAAAAACAUGGGAAUCCUGAGGAAGCUAGUAUGCCAGGAAAGUACAACAUUCAAGAAUGUUUGGACAACACAUUCUACAUCUCCAAUUGCUUAUCAAAGUGGAAAGAUUUAUUUUGACAAUUAUCGAUGCUGCGUGAGUAGCGUCACGCCCGAGCCCAGGAUAAUUUAUCAAAUGCCAGCGUGCCCUAAAACGGAAAAAAUAGAGGAUGCUUUAUUAUUGGAAUGCCCAGUGGGGGAAGUGCUACCCAGUCCAUCAGACUACAAACCUUCCCUGGCAGUUCUGACAGCUCACAACUGGCUUUUUCGUCUCUGCGCAAGUACGGGAGAAAUACUUGAAAAAGUAUAUCUUGCUUCUCACUGCAAAUUCAGAUAUCUGAGCUGGGACACUCCUCAAGAAGUCAUGACCGUAAAGUCAGCUCAGCAUAAGCUCCCAGCAGCUGCACAGCAGAGUCAUGUCCAGCAGUCUGUGCUUUUCUUUCUUGCUGUAUUCAGAGUCCUGCCGCUUUCGUUUAUCGGAAUGCUGGAACUUGACAAAAAAGUCUUUGGGAACAGCAUGACAGAUGCUGCAGUGUCUCAUACAAUGCUGAUUGUGACACAUAGUACAGGGCGUUUCAGGCUGUAUAGCUUCCAGGCUAUCUCUGAACAGUUCAUGGAGCAGCAGGUGGAUUUGGGACAUGAAUACACCUCGAGUGGCAGAGUUGGGAUUGUGGGGAAAUACCCUUUUGGCAUUCCAUGUAACAUUAAAAUAACAGAAACUCCAGAUCUGCUUUUUGAAGUGUCUUCCCUGGACAGCACGUUUCAAGUUGGGGGAUUCCCUUGGCAUUACAUCACUACACCUAACAAGAAAAGUCAAAAAGGAACCUUCCAUGUUUGUUCUUUGAAGGACCACACUUUGGCAAAAAAUGGCAUACAGGAUAUGAAAUGUUGCUCAUUGGAACCUGACUGGAUAUUUUUCCACCCAGACAGUUCUGGAAGGAUGGUACACGUGGGGCCCAAUUUGAUUAAAGUUUUGAAGCUGAAGGAAACUGAAAAUAAUGCAGACCAGCAGGAGGUUACCGAAGACUUUAUCAUAGAGGUCAACAGGGAAAAUAAUGUUAACAACUCUAUAACGGUAACAGCCUCGGGCCGAGUGGUGAAGAAGCGUUUUAAUGCCUUGGAUGAUGACCCCGAACAAGAGACAUUCAAAAUUGUCGACUAUGAAGAUGAACUGAAUUUACUAUCUGUUGUGGCAGUUACUCAGAUAGGCGCUGACGGGACGGCGCAUCUUGACUUUCACUGUAAUGAGCACGGGGUGCAGCUGAAGAGCAUCCCUUUGGUGGAAUCUUGGGAUGUGACGUACAGCCACGAAGUUUACUUUGAUCGAAAUGUUGUGUUGCACAUAGAACAGAAGCCCAACAGGAUCUUCAGCUGUUAUGUGUACCAGAUGGUCUGCAAUAGUUCAAAGGAAGACAGAAACAUAAAGAAGAAGAAAGGGGAGCGACGGUUUUGUACAAAACUGGGGAGAACAUUUGAGUAUUUUUAGAAUCCCAGUUGUUUUAUAGGCUGUGCUGUGGACUACAACCAAAGCCUUGUAAGCCUGGUGGAGCUAGUUAAUAACCAUGAUUUAACUUCAUCCGUGGAAACUUAAAAUGAAUAAUGCAUUGCAAUAUUUAUUUAUUUUUCAUUCUCUUACACGUACGUUGUAGUUGCAUUUGUUACCUGUGUUUUCAGGAGGAGAGGAAGCUCUCCGUUUUGGUCAAGAAAAGGAUCCCUCUUGUCAGGUCACAGGUUCUGUUGCUUGGAAGAGUAUGUAAACUUUCAGUAAUAGAAAAUUAUAUUUAUUUAUGCAUUCUAUUUUCUUUAAGCAAGGAAAGUUGCUUUAAGAAACUUUCCCCAAAGGAAAGUUAAACCACUUUCAGAUUCCAUCAAACAACUCUGUGUAGGGCAAAGUCAUUUUUAAUAGUAUCUAACAGAGAUGAGAUGAGCAUGCUGAAUCAUUGCAGUUAUAUAGUGGCCUAAACAGACACUACAUUUUGCCCUGCCAGCUAGGGACAUACAUGUACAAAUGCUGGCUGACAUGGUCAUACUUAUUUUAAUGGGGCAUGAGAGAAGAGACGGGGACUGUUCUCCGCUCUUCCCUAAAUCAACUGACAGACAUACAGUCUGUAAUCUGAGUGAGACUGCUGGAUGGACCUGUUUGUGAUAGUAACAGUGGCCCUGUUCAGAGGACACCUUAAACCAUGGCUUUAAACAUAGUGGUUAAGCUAGAAAGCCAGGCC